Molecule: messenger RNA, 2460 nt
Organism: Helianthus annuus (common sunflower)
Lineage: Eukaryota; Viridiplantae; Streptophyta; Magnoliopsida; Asterales; Asteraceae
Product: PKS-NRPS hybrid synthetase CHGG_01239-like
Exons: 6
Coding region: 1-2460 (819 amino acids)
Source: RefSeq, a predicted model, not a curated record
AUGUCAUCAUUUUGGAACGAUAAUUAUUUUGGUAAUCGCUAUUCUAACGACACAUGGGGAGCAAAUGCUGCCAAUGAGGAGGAGGAGCAAAGUGGAUACGGUGCUGAGAAUGCACUUGUUGAUGUACCAUAUUACCUGACGCAGCAAUCGUAUCCGGGUUACGGGGUAUACGGGGAUGAAGGUGGAUACGGAAGUUACAGUGGAUACGACGGUGAAGGUGGAUACGGGGGUGAUGGUGGUUGUAGUGGAUACGGGGGUGAAGUGGAUACGGGGGUGAAGGUGGAUGCAGUGGAUACGAUAGAUCUGGGGGUGAAGGUGGAUACAGUGGAUACGGAGGCUACAGUGGAUACGAAGAACAUGGGGGAUAUGGUUAUGAGCCCCAAUUGGGUACAAGAAACGGGAAAGGAGUAUGGUUACGUAAUUGUUACCCGCCGAUCAAAAAAUAUUGGCGGUACUACUGGGAUGGUAUGGCUUGUGUGCGACCGUAGUGGUGAGCACCGUAGUAAAGCAACAGUUAGGAAAGCUGGUAGCAAAAAAAUCGGUUGCCCAUUUUCAUUACUCGCCAUACGGGACGUGACGAAUGACAGGUGGGAGUUAAAAGUGGAAUGUGCGAACCAUAACCACGAACCUACGACGAGUCUGUUGGGCCACGGUUUUGUGCGAAGAUUUACUAAAGCCGAAUACAAGCUAGUGGAGCAGCUAAUUGCUCAAAACAUGGAGCCACGUAUCAUAUUUCAAACCCUAAGAAAGCAGUUCCCCGACAGCCUGCACGUUCAGAACGACGUGCAAAAUGCGGUACAAAAAAUUAGAGCGACAAUAAUGGACAGAAAGAAUCCUAUUCAGGCACUGGAAAGCCUGCUGCAUGACCGCCGAUUCAUUUACGACACCCGACAGGAUCCCAAAACAGAUGUCGUAACAGAGAUUUUCUUUGUUCAUCCUUAUUCAAUCACUAUGUGGCGUGCAUUCCCGCACGUGAUGUUGAUCGACGCGACCUACAAAACAAACCUCUACAACAUGCCAUUUGUCCAGGUUGUGGGUAUGACGUCGACUGGGAAAUCUUUUUGUAUCGCACAUGCCGUUAUUUGUAAAGAACGAAGGGGUAACUACGUGUGGGUGCUUGAGCGGAUCAUGUCAAUAUUGCAUGAAUGUAUGAUGCCGCGUGUGAUAGUCACGGGUAGGGAGCUUGCCCUAAUUAACGCGUGUUCUAAAGUAUUCCCGAACGCAACCAGGCUUCUAUGCCACUUUCACAUCCAACAAAAUAUAGCUAGACAAUGCAAGAAAGGGUUCGAUAAAGAAGAUUGGGGGAAAUUUAUGUCGUACUGGCGGAGAUUGUGCGAAUCUUCAUCAGAGCCCAUGUACAAGUACAACUUGGAGAAAAUGUAUAACCGACUCGUGGUUGCCAACCGAGAAAGUGUCUAUUAUUACGUCUACGAAAACUGGCUCAAAGACUAUAAAGAAAUGUUCGUUUAUGCGUGGACCGAUAAGUGUCGCAACUUUGGUCAGCCCACCACCAACAGAGUUGAGAGCCAGCACGCAAAUUUAAAAAGAUACAUUACGCGCGGGAGUUCAUUGGAGCGAAUAGCAAGAUGCAUCAUUGAUAUAGUUGAAACUCAGUACGAUGAAAUACAAAAAAGUUUCACUGAGAGCAUCGAAAAAACGAUGAACCACCACAGACACCGAAUGUUGGACAACCUACGUGGAAAGGUUUCCCAUGAAGCACUUGAUUUGCUGGCAAAAGAGCUACUGAGGAAGAUGGAGGUCUUGCGGAAACUUAACGCAUCAUGUGGUUGCCAUAUGUGGCUUAGCAAUGGAUUGUCGUGUGCUUGUAGGCUGGAAAACUACAAAUGUACAGCGGUCUUCAACCCGAAAUCGUCAACCAAGAAACCACCGAUCAUCCAGCAAAAUACUCGCGGUCGGCCUACAUCAAAGAAAGUACAAGAAAGGCUAGAUGAAGCUGCGAGGUUAGACGAAGCUGCGAGACACAGCUCCUAUGGCGAGGACAGCAACGUAUAUACCGCUUCCCCCAAACAUAGGUACGAUUUACCCCGACACAGCUCAUACAUACCGUCAGAGGGCUCUCGUGGAACUGGUUCGGUUAUAAAGUCUGAAAAACCUAAAAUGCAACGAAACAGUUCAACGAGUUAUAAAAACAAGGAGACGCGAGAUGAUAAGGGUUUUCCAUUAAUGAAGGGGGACGAGCACUUGUUAAGUAUUCAGAGGUUUAAGGAUCAAAUUCCCUCAGAGUUUCACUCUUACAUAUCGCGUAUACAAGAUGUGACCCCAGACGGUCAUUGUGGGUACAGGUCUGUGGCUGUCGGGUGGAACACGCAUGGUCCAAUAUUCGAAGAGAUUUACUACUGGAGAUUGACCAUAACAAGGCGCGUUGGAAGCAUAUAUUCGAAACAUAUAACAAAGGAGACUUUGAACGAAUACGUAAGAGCAUCGAAUGGCAUUCAUUGA